AUGAGAGGCGCGGGGCGCGGCCACGUGCUGCUGCUGCUCCUCUCUCUAACCCCAGCCUUGGGCCUGCAGCUGAACAGGCCGUGCGGCAACUAUACGGACUGUUGCACCAACGUGUGCGAUCCCACCAAGCUCAAGCCACACCAGGUGUUUGAGGGCAUUUUCCUGGCUGCCGACACCCUCUCCGACUUCUUUGACGGCAUUACGGACGGGCUCCAGUGGUUCUCGGGGCUGGGCGAUAUUGGGCUGGGCAUCUUCAACGGCGUGAACGCCGAGGAUGACCCCGCCUGGGCUCGCUACAACCUGGACAAGGACCUGGUCAAAGAGCAAGAUUACCUGGCAUGUGAGAUCAAUGCUGCCGUCUCCACCGCCGUGUACACUCUGGAAACGUUCAUGGCUGAGGACCGCCUGACUGAGUUCAAUAAUGAGGUGGCGGGCAUCCAGGCGCAGAUUCAGGACCGGUGCCCUGCAUGGAACUGCCUGAACUAUACCGCGGUGGCGCCCAGCAAGCGCAACAAGGCCGCCUGCGACGACUGCGUGCAAGGAAUGCGUAAUGUCAAGGAGUGCGGUGGGGUCAAGACCUGGGACCCAACCAGCCCCGUUACCUGCACGUACCCUGGCACAAACGUCGUGGGCGUGUGCGACACAGACGGCCGGUGCUAUAGGAGUGGGCUUUCAUAUGAGCGGGUAGUAGAGGACGUGCAACAGAUCCACGACGCUUUCUUCCUCUCAGAUGCAAUCAAAAAUUUCCGGGCUCUUGACCAGUUCACUGACCCUGGCGCGAUUCUGGCCUAUGCCAAGGCAGCCCUGAUCAAGGUGACACUGCUGCAACAGCUAAUCAUGCUUUACGCGGCAGAGGGGGGCGACACGGAGAGCCGCGUGGACCACACCAGCUUCCAGCACCUCAAGGACCUGACCGAGCAGUACAGCACCGGCACCAGCUGGGCCCUGGGCAACAUGUCCGAUCUGGCCAACAAGAACGCCACCCUCAACAAGGAGGUGUGCGACCCCCUGGGCGACAACCAAUACUGCAUGAGCACGCGCCGGGUAGAUGGCGGCGUGACAUACCACGUGCCAGGCUGCGACGACGUACACGACCCAUACGACUUCAAAGACGCCUACUAA
Chlorella variabilis is the source of this 1122-nucleotide messenger RNA. RefSeq names its product expressed protein. The transcript has 9 exons. NCBI's taxonomy places the organism in Eukaryota, Viridiplantae, Chlorophyta, Trebouxiophyceae, Chlorellales, Chlorellaceae. The record is from RefSeq and is a predicted model, not a curated record. Bases 1 to 1122 code for a protein of 373 amino acids.